Molecule: messenger RNA, 656 nt
Organism: Melozone crissalis (California towhee)
Lineage: Eukaryota; Metazoa; Chordata; Aves; Passeriformes; Passerellidae
Gene: POLR2G
Product: RNA polymerase II subunit G
Biological process (GO): positive regulation of nuclear-transcribed mRNA poly(A) tail shortening; DNA-templated transcription; transcription initiation at RNA polymerase II promoter
Cellular component (GO): P-body; RNA polymerase II, core complex
Molecular function (GO): translation initiation factor binding; single-stranded DNA binding; single-stranded RNA binding
Source: RefSeq, a predicted model, not a curated record
AUGUUUUACCACAUCUCCCUGGAGCACGAGAUUCUCCUGCACCCCCGGUACUUCGGGCCCAACCUGCUCAACACCGUCAAACAGAAACUCUUCACCGAGGUGGAGGGGACCUGCACCGGGAAGUACGGAUUCGUUAUAGCAGUGACCACCAUUGACAACAUCGGGGCCGGUGUGAUCCAGCCCGGCCGGGGCUUCGUCCUGUACCCCGUCCGCUACAAGGCCAUCGUGUUCCGGCCCUUCAAGGGGGAGGUCGUGGACGCCGUGGUCACCCAGGUCAACAAGGUCGGGCUGUUCACCGAGAUCGGGCCGAUGUCCUGCUUCAUCUCCCGCCACUCCAUCCCCUCCGAGAUGGAAUUCGACCCCAACUCCAACCCCCCCUGCUAUAAAACUGUCGAUGAGGACAUUGUGAUCCAGCAGGACGAUGAGAUCCGGCUGAAGAUCGUGGGGACCCGCGUGGACAAGAACGACAUCUUUGCCAUUGGCUCCUUGAUGGACGAUUACCUGGGCCUCGUCAGCUGAGCCCCAGCAGCAGCCGCGACCCCUCUUCAAUUUGUGCCCCCCCAAUUUUGGGGGUCUCUCCCCAAUUUUGGGGGGUUUUGGUGGCAGGGCCACCCCCAGAGCUGGUGGGGCUCUGUCUUUCCCCUCCAUAUUCCAAA